Megachile rotundata (alfalfa leafcutting bee) is the source of this 3295-nucleotide messenger RNA. RefSeq names its product Dipeptidyl peptidase 10 (gene Dpp10). The record is from RefSeq and is a predicted model, not a curated record. Gene Ontology annotation, biological process: proteolysis. Gene Ontology annotation, cellular component: plasma membrane. NCBI's taxonomy places the organism in Eukaryota, Metazoa, Arthropoda, Insecta, Hymenoptera, Megachilidae. Gene Ontology annotation, molecular function: dipeptidyl-peptidase activity; serine-type peptidase activity.
UGGGGUCAAGAUGACCCGGUGCAUCCGGUGUGCUAUUGAGAGGUGAAAAAUGAAAGGACAGAAGCGCGCAGCAUCAGAAGAGCGCAGGCCUCGUUCUUCCAGCAUCAUCGGGGACAAUCUCCAUAUCAGUACCGAAAAUUUUCACGGUGCAAGGUGGAAGUCUUCGAAAUCGGCACCGAUCGUUACCGCGAGACUUCUUUUUCCCUCUAUUCUUCCUCUCCCUAAGACAUUUUUCCCCUACGGUGGUGUUUUAUGUCAGUGCGUACAUAUGUAUCUAUCACGCUGCACAAGGGACUACGAUUUGCUCGCGACGAACCACGGGAUAAACUUUAGCACGAUCUUCUGUUGUUUGCUUUCUUAAUUCAACAGAAGCAUCGGAACAUCGAUCCCCUACACCGAUGGCAGAUCACGAUAACAUUUACGACGACGAGCUAGUGUCAGCAAAUCCAAAUCAGCGGAACUGGCGUGGAAUUUUGAUAGCUCUACUUGUGAUCGUUGCGGUCCUAGCUUUGAUUGUAACAUCAGUUGCCUUAUUAACGCCACCAGAUGAGGGACCUAGAGUACAAGGUGCUAGACUACGACUUUCUGAGGUACUUUCUGGAGAAUUAACACCACUCCUUUUUAAUGGAUCAUGGGUAAGCGGACAGCACAUUUGCUAUCGAGAUGUGUGGGGUGGAAUUUCACUGUUGCAUAUUUCUCAAAAGAACAUCACUAGUCGCAGUCUAAUGCCGAAUGAAACUUUUAGGAUAUUGAAUCCUGCCAAGUUCUCGUUGUCACCGGAUCGUAAAUACUUACUUCUUGCGCACAAUGUGAAGAAACUCUUCCGAUAUUCGUAUUUAGCGCAAUAUACAAUUUAUGAUGUAAAUACACGGGAAACGAUACCAUUAACUCCACAUCCCGAGAAAGAAGCACAUCCUUAUCUUUUGUUAGCAAAAUGGACUCCACGUGGUCAUGGACUAGUUAUGGUUCAAGACUAUGACAUUUAUUAUUUACCAGGUCCUACAAGUAACACAGGAUAUAGAGUUACUAAUACAGCAGUUCCUGGUAUAUUAUCAAAUGGAUUACCAGACUGGCUUUACGAAGAGGAGAUUCUGCAUUGUGCUGAAGCAAUUUGGAUGUCACCAGAUGGUCACAUGAUGUUAUAUGCCUCUUUUAAUGAUUCGCUAGUUGAAGAAAUGCAUAUAUCUUGGUUUGGUGAAGGGAACAAAGCUCUUUAUCCUGACAUACGAUCUCUACGUUAUCCUAAACCAGGGACACCGAAUCCUGUGGUGCGACUGUAUGUAGCAGACUUGGCAGAUCCAAAGAAUAUACAUACGAAGGUAGUGAAACCACCACCUAUCAUCGAGCAUGUUGAACAUUAUUUCACAACGGCUUCCUGGGUGUCUUUGACAGAAGUAUGCAUAACAUGGUUAACACGUGCACAAAAUAUUUCUGUUGUAACCAUCUGUAAGAGUGCAAUGUGGCAUUGUCAGGAAAUUCAAAAAAUAGUAGCUGAAGAUCGUGGCUGGGUAGAUACUCCUCCUGAAGCACCAAUUUUCUCAGCAAAUGGUAGCAGUUACAUUGCAAUAAGUCCAGUUAAGGAUGGUUCAGCUGGUUAUUAUAAACACAUUGUUUGGGUGAAUGUGGCUCGGAAAUUGGUUGUUCCACUCACUCAUGGAAAAUUUGAGGUCGCUAAGAUAGUGGCAUGGGAUCAAACAAAUAAUACUAUAUACUUUAUAGGUAUUCCACCUAUGAAGCCAGGUCAAAGACAUCUUUAUUAUGUGAGUUCAUUAUUACCACAUGUGGGUUCAUCUUUACAUCCUGCGGUUUGCAUUACGUGUACCGAAACAACUGAGAGAAAUCAAAAUCAACAUAGAACACUUUCAUCGGGUCAUCAUAGUUCUUGGGCAGAAAAUAGUUAUAUACAUGACCAUUAUGAGACACAAACAGAAAAUACACAAAAUGCUGAUCAAGGACAGCCCAAAGAAAAUGUUACAAAAAAACAGAAAUCGAAAGUACAUGCUCCCCCAAAAUUCACUGAUCUGCCUUGCCAGUAUCAUAAUGCUAUCUUUCCACCAGUUGGUACUGAUUAUUUUGUCCUGGAAUGUUAUGGACCAAGUAUACCAACUGUUUCUUUAUACAAAACUGAUUUUCCAAUGCCACGUCCAAUUUAUGUUUUGCAGAAUAAUACAUUAUUACGAGAACGAAUUUCCAGGCUUGCGCUUCCACAAGUGAAAACAUUCCCCGUUCAAAUAAGUGGUGGAUACAACGCACAAGUAAAAUUAUAUUUACCACCUGGAUUAAGAGAAGAUGAAAUCACUCGAUAUCCUUUAAUUGUGCAAGUAUAUGGUGCUCCAGGCUCUCAAUUAGUAACAGAAAUGUUCAAAAUUGACUGGAACACCUAUUUAGCUAGUAGAAAAAAUAUGAUUGUUGUGCAGAUUGAUGGUAGAGGAAGUGGGGGCCAAGGGUACAAGUUUCUUCAUGAAGUCUACUACAGGCUUGGUUCUGUAGAAGUUGCUGACCAACUUGAAGUUACAGAAUAUUUGCGGGAUUCGUUGCAUUUUGUGGAUAAACAACGUGUUGCUAUUUGGGGUUGGAGUUAUGGAGGUUUUGUAGCUGCUCUUGCGCUGGCGCAUCCUGAGCAAGAUGUCUUUCAAUGUGGUAUAAGUGUAGCACCAGUUGUGUCAUGGAAAUUAUAUGAUUCAGCAUAUGCUGAAAGAUACAUGGGGUUACCAAACGUUGUGUCAAAUUACAAAGGUUAUGCUGAGUCAGAUGUGUAUGAUAAAGUGGAACACUUAAGAAAUAAGAUGUUUUAUUUGGUACAUGGUACUGCGGAUGAUAAUGUUCAGUUCCAACAAUCCAUGGCACUUGCUGGCCAUCUAGCGAAGAAGGGAAUUCUCUUCCGGCAACAGGUAUAUCCAGAUGUGAGCCAUACAUUGGCAGGGGUAAAAGGUCACCUUUAUCUAUCAAUGGCUCAGUUUUUGGAUGACUGUUUUCAAAAGCAAGUACCUAAAGAUACGAAAGCUGGUCUUAUCAGCGGUGGAUCUAGUUUUUAGUUGUAAAUAAUGUGAUUCCAAAAACAAUCCAACGUUUGUGAAGGAAUUCCAUACACAAAAAUUACAUCUAAAUAUCUCCAAAUUGUGUUCCGUUUAUUAGUACCUUUAGGAGAAAGAUAUUUUCGCGUUAUUUUAUAUAUUAAAUUGAUAUUGUAAGAAGUGGGUAGAAUAGUUGAAAUUACGUUUGUUAUAUUUUAAAUUAGAAAUCAAAUCCAAAUGAAUAAAAGCAAAGGAUUUUAAUAUUAUUAUACAAAAUUAUU